AAGAAGAUGUCGCGCCUGGAUGAGCCGAACGUCCCCCGGCGGAGACAGGAGGUGGCCCUGCUGAUCCUGAGGAGGCUGGCGAGGCUGCGGCCCGGUCUCGGUGCAGUCUGUGUGCGGUCGGUGCCUCCGCCGGCAACCGCCUGUCAUGUGGCUACAUAUAAAACAUUUAUCACAGGUCCUGCAGUGACGCGCGGCUGGCGACCAUCCCCCGGCUGCCGACGGAUGCUCUCUGCCUUCCCCGGUGACCCGCAUGUGUCCGCGGACACUCCGUGUGCCGUGUGUCCGGAACUGAGUCCUAGCGGACACGGUAAAACCAGACAGGUGUCCGGAGCGCCCGUGUCCUGCCCAGACCCUCGCUCUGGUAGACACAGGCUGGUAGGGAUCGUAGCGUGGAGUGGUAAGCGUGGUGGUAAGGGUCAUCCCACGGAGUUCAUACGCCUCCAGCCCUUCUACCGAUGGAUUGAAAAUCACGUGACGCGUUAUUUUCGGUACCACCACCCAUACUUUGACCAGUUGCAAGAGUAGAGCAGGUUACGUGACUGCUGAUUGCUAUGGCGACUUGGGAAGGGUUCAUGCGGAGUGAAUGAAGCACUUGAAUAGAACGAAUUGAAACGAUCUCCAUUAGCGUCGUAAAGACACGUGUUAAUUGUUCCGGGUUGCAUCUGUGCAUAUCCAUUCAUUGACCGUCUGAGACUGUGCGAUGAGAAUGAGAAGGAAUCUGCGCAUCGAUA
Messenger RNA from Amphibalanus amphitrite, 731 nucleotides. RefSeq lists its product as uncharacterized. The record is from RefSeq and is a predicted model, not a curated record. Lineage: Eukaryota; Metazoa; Arthropoda; Thecostraca; Balanomorpha; Balanidae. Bases 7 to 525 code for a protein of 172 amino acids. The transcript has 2 exons.